This is a messenger RNA of Eruca vesicaria subsp. sativa (arugula), 988 nucleotides long. The record is from the annotation of a GenBank genome assembly. NCBI's taxonomy places the organism in Eukaryota, Viridiplantae, Streptophyta, Magnoliopsida, Brassicales, Brassicaceae.
AUUUCUUCAUAACACCAAAUCCGAAAUUUCCAUUUAUUCCGGCGACUCUCUUCUCUCUCUCACAAAACAGAAACCUUUAGAAUCAGAAGAAGACAAUAUAUAUAUACUUGUACUCAUCAAAUCUUCUUCUCCUUCUACUUCUCAGAGAUCAAAGACUCUCUUUCUCCCAGAGUUUUUGUCUAUUUUUAAAAAAAAUUUCCGAUGAGGUGUAAGAGACAUACAGCUGACUCCACUAGCACUCUCGGCGUAUGCGCUUCUUGUCUCCGUGAACGCCUCUUUCCUCUCUCCGCGUCUGAAGAUAACGAUCAUCUCUCUGUUUCUCCUCACGAUGCUAACAGAACUUCCGACGCGGAAAAAAUCUUGGAAACAAACCGAUCGUUUAAGAAGAAACAAACCGGUUUAUCCCGGUUCUCUACCUUCUUCAGGACAAGAUCUAACGACUCAACGUUUUCUCCAUCGUCGUCAUGGCUCUCCAACGUUCUCCCGAAAAAACAAUCAACGUGCUACAUAGAGGACUUGAUCGCCUCCGAACCUAAUCAUAGGCAGAGAUACUGCAAAGGACUGUCUCCGGCGAACGGACUAGAAUCAGUCGAGGAAUCUCCCGGGAGAGCGAGAAGAGCUUCUCCGGCGACGGGAACUCCGGGAAGAAGAAGAAGAAAGACGGCGACGAUGGCUUUGUGUUUGAGUCCGUUAGUGAGAGCUAAACCUAAUAACUCUUCUUUUGGAUACACCGGUGAGAUGAAAUCUCCGGUUAAGCCUCACAUUUCAACGGCUGCGUCUUUUUACGGAAACCGGUCUAAGAAGCUUGCCGAUUUAGGUAGAGCUGAUCACCGCCGUUGAUUUUCUUUCUUUAUUUGGUCAUUAUUUGACCCGUUCUAUACGAAAUUACCUAAAAAAAAUAUCACACACAAGAUACAUAUGUAAAGUUAUAAGAUUGAAAUAUUAUUUUUGGUUCAACUAAAGAAAGUCUUAUUGUAUAUUAAACUGG